AUGAUCCUUCUGGAACUCCUCGGCCACGUCAGCACGGAUUGGAUGAUUCGGCUCAGAUACUGGAUCCUGGAAUUCCUGCUGGAAGAACAGUUUCAACAUGAAGAUUUCCACAAGAAUAAUAUGCCUCAAUGGUUUCGAUUGAACAUUUAUCAAGAUCAGCUGCCACAAAUGACAGAUUGUUCGUGUCUAAACAUCUGUUUACCAUGUCAAUCUUGCUCUUUCAGAAGACUUUUGAACGGUUGUUUUCCCAGAUUAAAUUUGAAGCAGCGAUUCAAUUGCACCACGACCUGCUGUACUCGACCGGGACCCGAUAAACUGAAUCUUGUUUGUUGUGUUGUUUGA
Messenger RNA from Caenorhabditis remanei, 342 nucleotides. RefSeq lists its product as uncharacterized. The record is from RefSeq and is a predicted model, not a curated record. The coding region runs from base 1 to 342 and encodes 113 amino acids. Lineage: Eukaryota; Metazoa; Nematoda; Chromadorea; Rhabditida; Rhabditidae. The transcript is spliced from 4 exons.